Messenger RNA from Myxocyprinus asiaticus (Chinese sucker), 570 nucleotides. Its product is annotated as apolipoprotein D-like. Bases 1 to 570 code for a protein of 189 amino acids. The record is from RefSeq and is a predicted model, not a curated record. The transcript is spliced from 4 exons. Lineage: Eukaryota; Metazoa; Chordata; Actinopteri; Cypriniformes; Catostomidae. Gene Ontology annotation, biological process: lipid transport; tissue regeneration; brain development. Gene Ontology annotation, molecular function: lipid binding.
AUGCAGACUCUACAAGUUCUGUCUCUGUCUCUGCUGUCUGUGCUGGCAGUCAGCACUCAGUCCAUCAGCUCAGGAGCAUGCCCACAACCUCCUGUUCAACAAAACUUUGAUCCUACUAGGUAUGUGGGCAGAUGGUACGAGAUCAUGAAAGUUCCAGCCCCAUUCCAGUUAGGAGAGUGCUGUCAGGCUACUUACACUCUGAGCGACGGUAUUGUGCUGGUUCGAAAUGAUGAGCUUCUUGCUAAUGGCACUAUCAACUUCAUUGAGGGAACUGCCAAGAUUGUAGAUGAAUCAGAGCCUGCCAAACUGGAGGUCAGCUUUUUUGAAAAUGCUCCUGAUGCCCCCUACUGGGUGCUGGCUACCGAUUAUGACAACUAUACCCUGGUUUAUUCUUGCUCUGAUAUCCUUGGUCUCGUCCAUGCUGAAUUUGCCUGGAUCAUGAGCAGGACUCGUACACUUCCCAAGGAAACUGUCUCUGAGCUGCUAGACAUUCUCAGAUCCAAUGACGUCAAUGCUGACAAGCUCACUGAGACUGAUCAGAGACCAGAGCUGUGCAGCAGCAUGCCAUAA